Molecule: messenger RNA, 3246 nt
Organism: Patella vulgata (common limpet)
Lineage: Eukaryota; Metazoa; Mollusca; Gastropoda; Patellidae
Product: arginyl-tRNA--protein transferase 1
Exons: 10
Coding region: 42-1541 (499 amino acids)
Biological process (GO): protein arginylation
Cellular component (GO): cytoplasm
Molecular function (GO): arginyl-tRNA--protein transferase activity
Source: RefSeq, a predicted model, not a curated record
UACCCGAAUCUAGCCAUAUUAUUUCGAUCACUGAUGUCAACAUGGAGACGAAACCAAGCAUCGUUGAAUAUUAUUCGGAACAUGGAGGAUACCGCUGCGGUUAUUGUAAUUCUUCAAAUACUAAUUACUCACACGGCAUGUGGGCUCAUUCGUUGACUGUUCAGGAUUAUCAAGAUCUGAUUGAUCGAGGAUGGAGAAGGAGUGGUAAAUACUGUUAUAAACCCACCUUAAAUGUGACGUGUUGCCCACAAAAUACAAUCAAAUGUGCAGUCCUGGAGUUCAAGAUGAAUAAAUCCCAUAAAAAGUUAAUCAAACAAAUAAAUAAAUACCUUAUUCAUGGAACAAAGAGAGAAAGAAAUAGUGGGGACCAUGAAACAGAUUCAGGUACUAAUGAUAUCUCCUGUGAUGAAUUCCAACAAUUUCCCAGUAAAACUCCAAGUGAUAUCAAAAUGGUACCUUCUACUUCUUCUACAAAUCAGUUGUCUUCUGACCAGAAGGCAAACAGCAAAGAUACCCCAACGAAAACAUCAAGUACAACUAGCUCUAUUUCAGUAGCUGGUAAAAAGAAUGCAACUGCUGAACAGAAAACUAAAGAUCAACCUCAACCUGGAAAAGGAGCUGAUCCUAAACUCCCGCCAUGUAAAAAAGCCAAACAGAUUAGAGCUGAAAAAAAGAAAGAAAAAUUACUUAAGAAUACUGAACAAGUUCACCUACAAGAAAAAGCAAAAGAACCAACAGAGAAAACAUUAGAAGAUUUUCUUAAUGAACCUGAUAAAGUGGAAAAUCCUGCUCACAAAUUAGAGAUCAAACUAGUAAGAACAAACCCUGCAUCAGAAGAAUAUAAGUCAAGUUUUAUUGAAUCCCAUUCAGUGUUUAAGAAAUAUCAGAUGGCUAUACAUAAAGAACCAGCUUCUGAUUGUACUAAAUCAGCUUUUACAGGUUUUCUAGUAGACUCCCCAUUAAUAGAGAGUAAAAAAGGUGAUCUACCAAUGGGUUAUGGUUCUUUUCAUCAACAUUAUAUAUUAGAUGGUAAAUUAAUAGCUGUAGGUGUGAUAGAUAUUUUACCAUAUUGUGUAUCAUCGGUUUAUUUAUAUUAUGAUCCAGAAUAUUCUUUCCUUUCACUUGGAACUUAUUCAGCUCUUAGGGAGAUGGCCUUUACUAGAGAUUUAAAUAAAUAUGCUCCAAAUCUUAAAUAUUAUUAUAUGGGAUUCUACAUACAUUCUUGUCACAAAAUGAGAUAUAAGGGACAAUAUACACCUUCAUUUCUUGUUUGUCCUGAGACGUACGCCUGGGUUCCUAUAGAGAAAUGUCGUCCUAAACUUGACGCCACAAAAUAUUGUAAAUUAGAUGACAAUAACACAGAGGACAAAGACAGUAAGAUUGAUAUUAACAAAGUUUUAGUGUUACGUAAUGGUGAAGCUAUGACGUAUGAAAUUUACAGAUUUGAAAAUCCUAGAGUAAAAGAUGAAGAUGAGGUGUUAGAAUAUGCUAAACUGACAGGAAAAACAUGUGCCGAACGAAUGUUAUUAUUUAGGCAAUGAUAAAAACAUUUAUAUUUGUUGAUGUAUGAAUGUUAUAGACCUAAAGCUCAGUACGGGGGGUGGGGGGGGGGUAUCAGCCAUAAAACUAUUCAAUUGUUUUUUCGGACUAGUUUCAUUAUGUAUAGCAAUCAUUGUGAAACUAAAUUGGAGAGAUUUUGAUUUGACAGUUUUUACAUAUUUUAGCAAGUUUACAUUUUUAUUGAAAGAGUGAUUACUUUCCAUCAUUUUCAGCACGUUUUCAUGACCUCAUUUGACCCCAAAUAUCUCCAAAAUGCCCCAAAGUGGGGUCUGGUUUUGUGCCCAUUUGAUACCCCUCCCCUCCCACCCACCCACCCACCCUGCACUGAGUCUCCAGACUAUUAUAAUUGCUAAUAAUUUGCUUUCAUACUAAAAUGCAGUUUGAGGAAAAUCAUCCCUAACUCCACAUUUGUGAUAUUUAUUUCUAUUGUGGACUGAUUUGUCAAUAAUAUUUCCUUUUUAAUAACAUUUAUUCGGUUGUAUUAGAUUUUUUUACAAAAUAUUUUAUUUUCUAAAGGGGUGUUGGGUCCUAUACUCAAUGAAAUCAGGUCUUGUCCCAGUCAACCAAGUGCUUUCAUGACGAAGAUGCCAUAGUUGAGAUUUACUUAGACUUGUCCAAAUAUAUAGUCACUCCCAUCCCAUGUGUGCUUGCUGUUUGCAAUUGUUUUAUUUUAUUAAAAAUAAUGUGUUGGUUUCAUGCGUGGUUGGAUUAAGCUUGAAUGGGGUCCUUGGCUGAAAAUGUCACUGGGGCCCUUGCAUCAACAGUAAUGCACUCACACAAAUGCAAUUUGAAAAUUGUAUGCCUUCCUUGUUAAUCAGUACCGUAACAUAUGACGUCUAUUUAUGGUAUAAUUUUUUUAGAGCUAACGUUGGCGCCCCUGGCUGCAGCCAGCCCCCCCCUUUAAUCCGGCCCCUGUUCCAUGUCAUUAUUGUUAUUAGAUCUAUAGUCAAAUAAAGUGCUAUUUAUAAUAAUGCUUAUAGUAAAGGCUGUUGUAGAUCUUUGUAAUUUUAUUGUACACAAUCUAAAUAUCUUCUAAUUGUACUCGUAUUCAUUAUUUAACAUGUACUUAAGAAAAUAAAAUCAAAAUAUCAACAGUAGAUAAUAUCCUGGCUUGGAUUUAAUCUGAUUAAAAAGAGGCCCAUCACAAGAUAUAAGCAAAGAUUAUAGGUGGCACCAUCUUGUUUAUAUUGUUUGCUGAAUGUUGACAAAUUUGUAUGUAAAUUUUGUUAAUCUAAAUAGUUAACUGUGAUAUACGGUAGAGAUCAAGGAUAAUUAGGAGGUAGAAAUUCAUAAUGAAAAUAGGCUAUUCAACUUGUCACAUGUAAACAUAAAUAUAUAACCAUGUUAAUUGUUAUUAGUUUUCAAUGUUAAGUGUUGUUAGUUUAAAUCAAUUAAAUAUAUGCACACUACAGAAAAUAUUUAUAUUUAUAAAUUGUUUGUUGUUUUCAUCAGAUAUUUAUUUCCAAUCAUUUGGUGUCGUUGAUACAAUAAGACAUUUAAUCCUAGUAAGAUUUGUAUAACUGCACCUAAUUGACUAGAAUGUUGACUUAAACCAGAAAACCAUCCUUGUUGGAGUUUAUAUAUCGUAACCAAUAAUAAGCUCAUUAAUUUCAUUCAUGAAAAUAUGACUAAAACCAGCAUGUUCACUUGGAAAUAUUUCAGUUUAAUAAAUUGUGUCUUACUUUG